Malaclemys terrapin pileata is the source of this 3660-nucleotide messenger RNA. It is a transcript of the gene STRA6, whose product is annotated as signaling receptor and transporter of retinol STRA6. Gene Ontology annotation, cellular component: plasma membrane. Gene Ontology annotation, molecular function: signaling receptor activity; retinol transmembrane transporter activity. Lineage: Eukaryota; Metazoa; Chordata; Testudines; Emydidae. The record is from RefSeq and is a predicted model, not a curated record. Bases 261 to 2471 code for a protein of 736 amino acids. Gene Ontology annotation, biological process: vitamin A import into cell. The transcript has 19 exons.
UCCUCUGAUGAGAUUAGGAAACACAGGAACAGCUGCAGCAGUUGCUGAGUGCACUUGCCUCCAGACAACUAGCUCUUGGGGGUAACUUUGAAAUACAGGGAGAGAAAGCAGGAAAGUGGCUGACCUGUAAGUUUCUCUCAAUGAGACUAAAUUUUUAACAGGAUUACUAUCUUCCUACUGUUGCAGAGGAGAGAAGUUUCGUGCAUCUGCCCUCCUUUCAGAAGAGUUGACUGAAGAAGCGGAGGUAGAGAGAGAAGGGAAUGGCAAACGACAGCUCCUUGGCAGUCCACGGCUCCCUUGCUUACGAUGACUUUGCCAGUUCUGACUGGUACAUGUAUGAAUCCAUGGAACCCGAGACGCCACAGGAUGAUAUGCUUCCUAAUGUUAUCCUAGCCUGCGAUCCCACCAUCCCCUACCGUCUUUAUCACACCUGCAUGGCUCCUAUAUCUCUGGCCGUGCUGAUAGUCUUGUCUCUGUUGGUGAAACGCAAGAGCCUCUAUAAAAGCUCUUGGAAUGGAGCACCUGGACUACUGAGCCCUGUGAAUUUCUUGGAGGCAGAGGGCCACCAGGGGCUGGUGGCGGCAGUGUUUGGAAUCCUCUUCUCUUCUAUUUGUGUGCUGGUGCUGGAUACUGACCCCCUGCCUUUCAUUGCCAGCUCCUCCCCGCGUAGUCGAGAGUACUGGAAGAUCAUGGCUUUGCUCUAUUACCCUGCCUUCUAUUAUCCUUUAAUUGCAUGCGCCACAAUCAGACACCGAGCCGGGUACUUCGUAGGCUGCUUGCUCUCCUGGUGCCACUGUCUGGUCCAUAUCUGGCAGAAAGUGGACUGCCCUCAGUCGCCCAAGAUUUACAGGUAUUAUUCCCUGCUGUCUUAUGUUCCUAUUAUCCUCUGCCUCGUUGUCCUGAGCAUUUGGUAUCCAGUGCUGCUUGUCAGGAGCUUCACACAGGAGAAACCAGAUGCUAGAGAGGAAGAUACUGGGGGCACGUCUUCACUAUCCGUCGGAUCGGCAGGUAGCAAUCGAUCUAUUGGGGAUCGACUUAUCGCGUCUAGUGAAGACACGAUAAAAUCGAUCCCCGAUGGCUCUGCCGUCGACUCCGGAAAUCCACCACGGCAAGAGGCGGAAGCGGAGUCGACGGCGGCGUGGCAGCGGUCGACUCGCUGCCGUCCUCACAGCCAGGUUGUAGGGAGUGGCUAUUAUAAUGAAUACCUGAAGACUAUCCUGGCCAAAAGAACACACAAAAGAAGCUCCAGGAAAGUAAGUCUCCUCUCAAGGGCCCAGAUGUAUUUACGUUCUUACAUCUACACACCCCAGGAAGGGUUCCAGGUUCCUCUGAAGCUGGUUCUCUCUGUAACCACAGCCGUGAUUGCUGUUUACCAGGUGGCCUUGCUGCUGCUCGUCGUCUUCAUCCCCAACAUUCAGAUAGUGAGGGCAGGGAUGACAAAGGAAAUCACUGUCCUGCUGGUUCAGUUUGGUGUCGUGCCCUCGGAGAACCCGGGCGGUGUCCCUGGAGACAUGGAGCGGGAGCUAGACACCGUCAGAUACUAUCUCUGGUCACUGGAAGUGUGCUAUGUCUGCUCCCUUGUGCUCUCCUGCCUGCUCACCUUCUCCAUGCUGAUGAGAUCCCUGGUGAUGCACAGGGCCAAUCUGAAGGCUCUGUACCGAGGGGAUGUCCUAGAUGUCUUCUACCGUGCCCAGAUGCUCUGCCCUUCCCAACAGGCUCUGGUCUGUUGGAUGAGCUUUGCCAGUUUCCAGACUGCAUUCGCCUGCUUGGGUCUCCUCACCCAGCAAGUGAUUUUCUUUGUCUGCACCGUGGGCUUCACCUUCCUAGUGGUCAUUCCACUCCAGUCAGGCACAAAUAUGCAUCUGUUUAAAAUCCUGGAGAACAUGUGGCCCUUCUGGCUGACUCUGGUGCUUGCUGUGGUCGUGCAGAACUUGCUUGCUCAUUUCCACUUCCUAGAGAAACACCACCUGCAGAAGGAGCUGACCAACAGGCGAGCUCUCUGCAUCAUGACCUACCUGCUCUUCCCCAUCAACGUCCUGGUGGGGGUCCUGGCCGGGGUCUGGAGAAUGGUCAUUUCUGCACUUUACAACGCUGUCCAUUUCUGCCAGCUGGACAUCAGCCUGCUGAAUCGGGGCGUUGAGGCCUUUGAUCCAGGUUACCGCACUUACUGUCAUUACUUGAAAAUUGAGGUCAGCCAAUCACACCCUGUGAUGAAAGCCUUUUGCUUCUUGCUUCUCCAAUUAUGUGGCCCAGAGGGGCAGACAGGACUCAAACCCACUGAUGUGGAAGAAGGGAUCCAGCUGAUGCAGCCUGUGAAGGGGCUGCUGAAGGCAUCCAAGUCCAAGCAGACGAGAGCCCGGUGGGGGCUGGCCUACACCCUCCUCAACAACCCAUCGCUCUUGGCCUGCCGAAAGACUGUGCUCUCCGACCCCACAGCCAACGGGACCCAGUAUUGCCCUGCCAAGCCCUGACCUCCAUAGAGGAGCCCUCCCCUUUCUCUGGGAAGUGUUCCAGCUCUGCUCACUGCCUCCUCUCUCCUUCUCAUGUGUCCCACCGCCCCACAGCAGCAACCUUGGCUCUGCGGAGCCCUAGAGCAAGGUUGCACCCCAUUGCCUGCCUGCCUGCCUUUGAGACCAGGGCUGUUUCCUUAGGGCAGCAUGGAGCUAAGGGGGAUGGUCUGCCUGCUAGUUUUGCCCAGAGACUGAGCUUUAAAGCCACCCGAAGCCAAGUCUUUGAUCCUCAUGCUACACCUGGGAAACCUGAAGCAGCUCAAAGGUCCCCCUUAGGAACCUUUCCAAUUCAAUACCUGCUGGGCUCACAAGCGAAAUGAGUUUGAUGGUCUCAGAAUUUUUAUCCCAAUUGCCCUUCCAUCAUGCAGUUUAGCACCUUUGAGUCUCUGCUGAGAGGAAGUGGGGGCUUGAAUGGGAGAGAGAAGGGGAGCUACAGAAUUGGGGGGUGUUAGCCAAACUGAGAGGAAAGAGCUGGAUCUGUCCCUAGCCUGCAUUUCAGAAGGCACCACCAUCUUCCUCCCCACCAGCCCCUCAAGAGCCUGUACUGGAGUCUCACCUGGAUCCCCUUAGACACACCAGGUAGUGGCAGGUUUUUUCAGAUUGCCUUUGUGCCUUUUUCAUGAAGAGGCAGCCAUUCCACAGAAGAGCCCAGCGCUAAGGAGAUUCUGAUGAAGCUUUUAUGAAGGAAUAUGGCUUCAUGCCUUUAAAGAAAAAAUCACUUUUUAAAUAUAUUUUUCACACCUUUUCUAUGGUUUUUAGUCCUAGUUGCUGACAGGCUGGGUCUGAUAAAUAGACUGCAGGUUCUGUAGCUUUGUAAAAUUGGAAAUGUGCCCUUGAUGCUUUCACAGCAAGAUGGCAGAGUGAUCUCUCUGUUUUGUGUGGAUCCUCUAUGCUGUGUGUCCCUCUGGCUUCUCAUACUCUGCUCAUGUCCUUGCCUCCACUUUUCUGGCAAACUGGAAGCAUCUGUCAUCUUGCACUCCCUGCCCUAUUUUUUUUUUUUAAAACAAAUGAUUCCUUGAACUCUGCUCUUAUUCUAUGAGAGGUGGGCAGGUCAGAUUGGGAGUGAGCUGAGCUAGUAUUUGUAGAAUACAGUGAGUUUAAACCCCCUUGGCAUGGUGAGGUGGGAAUAAUAAAUAAUAUGCCUUUCCUA